Messenger RNA from Malaya genurostris, 1284 nucleotides. RefSeq lists its product as uncharacterized. The transcript has 3 exons. The record is from RefSeq and is a predicted model, not a curated record. NCBI's taxonomy places the organism in Eukaryota, Metazoa, Arthropoda, Insecta, Diptera, Culicidae. Bases 688 to 1044 code for a protein of 118 amino acids.
CGUUGUUUGAAAUUAAUGUGCGCAGGUGUAGUUGAAUGAUUGUCGAACCCGCAUCAUGCAAAUUUGUUGUCCAACCGUUUACUCAACUUGUGCUUGACCAACUUGGAAUGAGAUUCUGUCAUUGAGAGCAGUGUUACGCUUCUGUUGUAGUUGUUUUUGGGAAGGGGGUAGUUCAGUCCUGUUUUUGAUCGUUCUCAGAAAUCUCAAAUAUGAUUCAAAUAAUCAGUUAAACCUAGAUUCGAUCGAGCAGACGAGCUACGAAGUGGUUCUCGCUUCACUAGUUAAACCGGUUGGACACGAAACUCGGUGUAAUUAUUCGUUGUUAACUCGAGAUUUUGUAUUAAAAUAGAUUUUUUUUUCUAUCAAGCUAAUUAAUCAAAUGUGUUCGAAUAAAAGGAUUUGAAAAUUACUAAUUUGAUCGGCAUGGUUUCUGAAAACGAGUUCUUUAGUAUGAUGUGCAGUGUUUGGAAAAUCAUGAUCAGAAAAAGAUAAUUUCAUUAUCACUCGUGAAAAAUCAGUUCAAGAGAUGUUUUUAAAAAACUCAGUGACUGGGAAAACCACCUCCGAGAUUCUCAUUCAUGAAACAAGUUAGUCAGUGUGUCAGUGUAACUUGAUGGCGAAUUUUCACCCACAGAAAUACCGCUAAAGAGAUAAUCGAAAGAGAGAAGAGUCUCCGAUGAUAUUUCGAUGCUGAAUUUCCAUUACGCUUCAGUUCGACACGAAGUGAUUAGUAUCAGUGUCAUCCUAGUCCUAAGUAGCAUUUCGAUGCCACCGGUUGAAGCGACGGUCGUUCGGUUUUUCAGUGAACUUCUGCAGAACAACAUAGCCGGUAUUCCACUGAUCCACAAAACCGAGGAGUUCGAUUUCGAUCCGGAGAUCAGCAAAAAGCGACGUGAGCUUUACUAUGAGCAACACGGUUACCGAGGCGAGAAGGCCAUCGAGCGAGUUGGACUGGGAAUCGAUGGUAAGCACAGAGAACGGCUAGAACAUCAGAAACAACGAGACGAAGGACACCUGAACGGAUUGAAUAACUUGCAGCCGUAGGAAUUUAGGUUGCCCACCAUUUCUACCUGACAUUGAACUUGUUGUGGACGAGAUGUUGUGAGACUGAUUGAAAGUGCAAUAUAAUUUUGUCUCAUAGUCACUAUUUAUACCGGCAAGGUUAAAUGGAAUCCUCUUGGUAUAGUAGUCUACUAGUACGUAUUGUUAAUUAAUUUGUUAAAUUAUUCAUGAGUGUACAUAAGGUUAAUGAAAGUAUUUUAUAAAGAGAAACCAAAUAUAAAA